AUGGCAGUUCCCUUGCAUCCUAUCCUUUGGGCGUCCAUCGGCGUGGCGGCCGCACCGCUCGCCUUCUAUAUCGCUCUCAUAGCACUGGGCGUGAUCCCAUUCUUCCAGAGGCACUUUCUAUAUGCCCAUACCGUCAACUCGUUAUGGUGGUCGGAUAUCAACGCCCCAGUAGGCUGGGGCUUCGCCAAAAAUCAAGUAACACCGUUUGGAUUACAAACCUCUGAUGGAGAGACAAUCUAUGCUUGGCACAUUAUGCCGCUGCCUCUAUAUCUGCAACAUGAAACCACAGUGGCAACACAGGACCUGGGGUUCUGUAAAGACUUCACACAAACUGAAUCUUUUCGGCUUCUAGCAAACGAUCCAGAUAACGCCGGUCACAUUGCCCAAAAUGUUCGGCCAGCUAGUUAUCAUGCCCUGACUGAUACGUCAUCUUACCACGUUCUGGCCAUUGACUACCGCGGCUUCGGUCAUUCCACUGGCGCGCCCGACGAAAAGGGCCUGAUUCUAGAUGCCGCUGCGGUGGUCGACUGGGCAAUCAACGUGGCAAACAUUCCCCCGAAUCGGAUCGUUCUGCUCGGCCACAGCCUUGGAACCGCCGUUGUCAGUGGUGUCGCCGAACGGUAUGCCCUUCAGGGGGUUGAAUUUGCGGGUAUUGUGCUAGUUGCCGCCUUCAGCGACUUAGCCACGAUGCUGAGCGGCUAUCGUUUCGGAGGGCUCGUACCCGCCCUUGGGCCAUUCGCUAUCUAUCCCUCCAUCCAUCGUGUUCUCGACAGAGUCCUCGUGGACAAAUGGCACUCAGCCGACAGGCUCGUCAAUAUCGUCCGCCACACCAGGAAAAGAUUGAGAAUAAGCUUGGUGCAUGCAAAGAAUGAUAAGGAUAUCCCCUGGACGGAGGAUAACAAGCUAUUUCGCGCUGCCGCAAGCGAGACGAUUGGCACUCUAGAUGACGAUGAAUUCGACACUUGGAAAGAGUCUUGCACAGUUCGGACCAGCGAUGAUUCGUUUGUGACUACAUGGAAAACAGGCGAUGACAUUAUCAUUCGUCAAGAGCUAUUUCCCUACGGUGGACAUAAUGAAAUUCUGAGCUUUGCACCAGUCAGCUUGGCCAUUAUGAGGUCGUUUGACCUUGAAGGCACAGCCUACGAUUAA
Trichoderma breve is the source of this 1149-nucleotide messenger RNA. Its product is annotated as alpha/beta hydrolase family domain-containing protein. The transcript is spliced from 5 exons. NCBI's taxonomy places the organism in Eukaryota, Fungi, Ascomycota, Sordariomycetes, Hypocreales, Hypocreaceae. The record is from RefSeq and is a predicted model, not a curated record. The coding region runs from base 1 to 1149 and encodes 382 amino acids.